ACGCUACCGGAUAAAAAGAUGCCGUCCUAUACACAUCUGGUAGAGUUCCUCAAAACACGGACGAACGGCGACAGAACAAGCCCGACGACCACGACAAAAAAAACGUCCGAAAAACACAAUCGACAACGACAACACGCGCCGCGAAGCAUCACCUUCGCCACUACACAUAGGCCGACGGCGUGUCCAAGUUGCAAGGGACAACAUAAAAUAUGGCAUUGCGAUGUCUUCAAGGCGAAGUCGGUCAAAAAUCGCCUUGAAAUCGUCAAAAGGGCUUCCCUAUGCACCAAUUGUCUAGGCCAAGGGCACACUAUCGCCCAGUGCUCUGCCGGUCCAUGUCGCAUAUGCAGACAGCGACAUCAUACAUACUUGCAUCAACACCAACGUCACGGCAAGUCACGGUCUUCGAGCGGUCGAUCGUCGAGCGACCGAUCAUCGGGUGGACGCUCUUCACUUAGCUCACCGACUCCUCGUUCGUCACAUCGUUCGAGACGCGCGUCUACGUCUUCCAAGUCGUCUCACCGGUCGUCUUCCCGGUCGUCUUCCAAGUCGUCUCCACGGUCGUCACCCCGAACGUCACCAAAACACGAACCUCGGCCAACACGUACACAUACAACCGGAUCAAAGUCAUCGUCUAGUCCUCAAAGACAAGAAAGGAAGUGACUAUCUCAGACGACUU
This is a messenger RNA of Bombus pyrosoma, 676 nucleotides long. Its product is annotated as serine/arginine-rich splicing factor 7-like. Lineage: Eukaryota; Metazoa; Arthropoda; Insecta; Hymenoptera; Apidae. The annotation marks the transcript as partial. The record is from RefSeq and is a predicted model, not a curated record. The transcript has a single exon.